Messenger RNA from Mizuhopecten yessoensis (Yesso scallop), 10500 nucleotides. RefSeq names its product FERM, RhoGEF and pleckstrin domain-containing protein 1-like. Gene Ontology annotation, cellular component: cytoskeleton. NCBI's taxonomy places the organism in Eukaryota, Metazoa, Mollusca, Bivalvia, Pectinida, Pectinidae. Gene Ontology annotation, molecular function: guanyl-nucleotide exchange factor activity. The record is from RefSeq and is a predicted model, not a curated record. The transcript has 30 exons. The coding region runs from base 231 to 3644 and encodes 1137 amino acids.
GGCAGGAGGCAUUUAGAACAGCAGAGGUCAAACUUCAUCAGCGUGUCAUUAGAUUGGCAUUUUACGACUUCCAGCGAAGUAAUUUUAGAGCGAAACACUUCCGUUCACAGGGAAUUAAGUACAAUUGUUCGAUUCAAACACAUCUUAAGGUGUAAUAUGUGACAGGAUGACAUGGAUUUAGUCAAGCCUCUCCCAGACCAGCCGAAAGCCCAGCCUUAGAGAGGCCCACCAUGGGGGACUCGCUGCCCCGCGGUGGGGCCCCCAGGAAGGGGAAAAUUGUCAACCUCCGCAUCCAGUUCCUGGAUGACUCCGUCCAUGCAUUCCAGGUCCCUGUAAAAGCUUUAGGUAUGGCUCUUUGGGAGGCUGUGAUUCGCCAUCUACAGCUGGUCGAGUCCGACUACUUUGAUCUACAAUACGGAGACAAAAGUGGCCUCAAGAGCUGGCUGGACAAUGAGAAGCCUAUCCUUAAACAGCUACCAUCGCCGGACUCACCGCUCGAGUUCUGUGUCAAGUUCUACACGCCCGACCCAGGCUUGCUGGAUGAGUACACAAGGUAUUUAUUUUCACUGCAAAUUAAAAAAGAUCUAGCAACAGGCAGCAUGCAGUGUAGUGAGAACACAGCAGCCCUGGUAGCCUCCUACAUAGCUCAAGCGGAGAUCGGGGACUUCAUCGUAGAGGAAUACAUAGACCAUACAUAUCUCAAGUCACUAAACGCUUUUGUACCUCACCAGACAGAAGAGCUCCUCAAAAAGCUCAUGGAGUAUCACCGACAGCACAUAGGAGAAUCUCCAGCAGAAGCAGAAUCUAGUCUUUUAGACACCGCCAGAAAGGUGGAUACCUACGGUGUAAAACUCUGCCCAGCCAAAGACCACGAGAAUGUGUCUCUUCACCUGUCCAUCGCCCACGUAGGCAUCCUUGUCUUCCAGUUACAUACGAAAAUCAACACCUUCUCUUGGGCAAAGGUCCGCAAACUGAGCUUUAAACGCAAAAGGUUCCUCAUCAAACUUCACCCGGAGAGUUACCCUGUCAAAGAUAAGGGUGCAUCUGUUUCAUCACCGACAUUCAAAGAUAAGGGUUACUAUAAAGACACUGUGGAAUUCUUCUUUGAGAGUAGGGAUGAGUGUAAGAUAUUCUGGAAAAAAUGUAUCGAACAUCACGCAUUCUUUCGUUGUCAUACCAUAAAAAAGACGCCUAGAAACAAGACACGACUGGUCAGCCGAGGCUCCUCCUUCAGGUACAGUGGCCGGACCCAGAAACAGCUGAUGACCUACGUGAGGGAAACCUGUGUCAAGAGUCCCGCCUUUGAAAGGUCUGUCAGUGGGCGUAUCUCAUGUAGCCGGAGUGCCAGUGUUACACCUAAGAUCUCAGCUAAGGCGGGGCUCCACAACUCUACCACAGACACUCACAACAGCACCGCAUCCAGCGGCUCACACAUCCUGUCCCCGGGGCUUGAUGACCCGACCACACCAAGUCGCACAGAGACAGCCGAAGUCCACAGUGUGGACAGCUCGCUGUCUGGCAGUCGGUCACUCCCAUCGCCAAAGCUUGACCGCAGCAGAGAGGGAACGCCUGGAGCUGAGGUUGACCUUCCCGAUGACGAUGGUGUGGCUUCCCCAGAGAGCAGAGUCGACAGAAUCGACGAAAGAGAUGCCCCGCCCCCAUACCCUGGUGUGGGUCCAGUACAGCAGCAUCCUCACGCCCUUCGUCACACUGACAGGAAGUUAUCUGCCCCUGUCUUAGGUUCACGGGACACAGCCCCGACCAUGCCCAAUGAGAACCGUCUGUCACGCUGUGACGAGGUGGAGAACAUACCUGAGGUCGUUCAAGAAGAACCGUUCACAGAUGACAUUGUGUCUCAUCCACCACAAUUUCAGAGGAGUGCUACAUCGCCGUACAUCGAACACGACCUAGAAUCUCCACCACCCCCUCCCCCUCCGUUGGACCCUGAGGAGCUGGCCCUCAGUCCUCCAUCCUUAAGGUCUACCCCUAACAGGCAGCAGGACCCUGACUCCUCCCAGUCCAUAGACGGUCACGGCCCAAGGAGUAAUGUCAGCGUCCUAUCUUCCUCGCGCACAGAGGACUCCGAGGAUGAUCCUAAGCGCAAAAUUAAGCGACACCCUGCUGACCGAGCCUAUUACAUUGCCAAAGAAUUACUGAUGACAGAACGCACAUAUCGCAAAGAUCUCGAGGUCAUCACCGUGUGGUUCCACAAUGCCGUUAGUAUGGAGGGAGCUGUACCUGAGCCCACAGAAAACCUGUUCUCUGCCUUGGAGCCCAUCUACCAGUUCCACAGCAAAUUCCUCAUGGACAUUGACCAACGUAUAUCAAUGUGGGAAGGAAAAUCCAAUGCCCACCUGAAUGGUGACUACCAGAGAAUUGGAGACGUGCUCAUGAACAACCUCCCUAAGGCUCUGACGGUGUUUUAUAAGAAUUAUUUAGAUAAACAAGAGGGCAUCCUGACAGAGCUGGAACAUGCAGUCAAGAAGCAGAAGUCUUUUGAAAAGAUGUAUAAGGAAUUUGAGUCACAGAAAGUGUGUUACCUCCCCUUGAAUACGUUCAUUCUCAAGCCAGCACAGCGAAUCCUUCACUAUAAGCUUCUCCUGGAACGCCUAACAAAGCAUUACUCCAAAGACCACCAGGACUAUGCAGACUGUAAUGCUGCCCUGUCCAAGGUGAACGCUUUGGUGACUGAGUACAAGGAGCGGAUGAGAACACAGGAGAACCUGCAGAAGCUGAUGGAGAUACAGCGAGAUCUGGUCGGUCUGGACACACUCGUACAUGUAGACAGGAUUUUCAUUCGAGAAGGAUGCCUUCAGAAAUUUUCGAGGAAGGGAUACCAGCAAAGAAUGUUUUUCUUGUUUUCGGACCUGUUGGUGUACACCAGUCGGACAACUACACAUCUCUUGCAGUUCAAAGUUCACGGCCAGCUCCCUCUACGAGGCAUGAUUGUGGAGGAGUCUGAUCAUGCCAAGAUGGCAGUCGCCAACAGUUUCGCAAUUUAUGGUGGCAACAAAUGUAUAUUAGUGGCAGCUAGUUCUCAAGAGGAAAAAGAUAAAUGGAUAGAGGAUCUAAAUGAAGCAAUUAUCCAAGCCAAAAACAGGAACGAUGAUAAACUGAAGUAUUCUAGUCUGAAAUCCUCCACUAGUUCAUCAGAAAAUGUUGAAGGUGAAGGUCAGAGUGUGGAGGUCAAUGGAUCACCGCCUGAAAAACAGAUCCAGCACCGCGCCAACACCACAAUGCAUGUGUGUUGGCAUAGAAACACAAGUGUUAGCAUGCGGGACCACGACAAGGCUGUUAAGAACCAACUGAGUGGAUACCUGCUGCGAAAGUUCAAGAACAGCAACGGCUGGCAGAAACUCUGGGUCGUGUUUACAAACUUUUGUCUAUUUUUCUACAAAACAUAUCAGGAUGACUUCCCCCUGGCCAGCCUGCCUUUGCUAGGUUAUGCGGUCAAUACGCCUGAGGAAGAGGACAGUAUUCACAAAGACCACGUCUUCAAACUCCAGUUUAAAAACCAUGUGUACUUCUUCAGGGCUGAGAGCGAGUAUACCUUUGAGAGGUGGAUGGAGGUCAUCAACCACGCUACAAACAGCUCCCGUCGAGUCAGACUCUUCAGUAGGAUGGACAGCAACCAGUUGUCAUAGCACUUACAAUCGGCAGCCAAUCAAAACCUCUGUCUGCCUGUCACUGUGACACCUAGUCAAGUCGGCCAUAUCGUCGCCAAGCUGCCCACUCAGAGACAACUCUGACUGUUACUGAAAUACAUGUUUAUUAACUUGAUACUCAGAAACCAGUUCUGAUCUAUAGUAAAAAGAGUUAGGACUUCUUAUACUAUUUUAAGAAAAACCAGCAAUGUGGGUGAUUUUAAAACUAAUUUAAAAGGGUGCGUUAAUGGAAAUUUUCUUGAUGAAACCUGUUGUUCAGUGAAAUAUUGGGACAGUAUUAGACUAAAUGGUGCGUAACUGUUUUUAGUGCAGUAUUUUAACAUGGGCGUGACUGGUAAUAACUUCAAUGGGUUUGUGAUUGUGAGAUAGCUAUCUUUCAUAAUAUUUUCGAACAUUUGUGUAGAAAACUUGUUGUGUCUGAAAUCAUUCAUGAAGGUGAUACAGAAUUGAUUUUAAAUAUUUUCUAUAUGAGUGACAAGUGGAAAUGACUGGAUGAAUUUCAACGUUUGUAAUCGGUUAAUUGUUAAUAUAAUUACAUUGUACGUCUUUUUAAACAAAAAAGAAGAUGAUAUGGGAUUUAUAAGGGGAAAUAUUUUUAAUGUUAUUUUAAAUUAAUUAUGUACAUAUAUAUAUAUAUACAUGUAUAUGGGAUUUAUUAUCAGAGUAAACAUUAUUAUUCAAAUCCCCGUUUUAAAACUUUUUAUUUGGAGUUCAGAAAAAUAUCUCCGUGUCAUAGAAUAUCUAAAUAUUUACUACUGUAAUUUUACAAUUCAACAUUUGGGGUGGGGAGGUGGUUGAAUUGGUAGCAUUUAUCUAUUAAAGAUCAGACAAUCAAGUCUGACAUUGAUUGAGUAUUGAAUUGAAUCAUGUGAUUUGUGAUAUACAACUCAGUUUAGUGUUUAUAAUGCUCAAAGACACUGUAAUUAUUUAAAAAAUUACUGAAGACCCAUAUUAAAUUUUAGAAUGCUUAAAACAUGUUUUUCACACCCAAAUUAGAUGUCAAAAUGUACUCAAGACAAAAAAUGAAAUAUAUAGAAUGCUAAUUAUUACAAUUAUUACAUUUAUUUAAUAAAACCAUAUUCUAAAAAUUAUUAUCCAGGAGCCAGAUAAAGUUUUACACUACUUACCAUAUGUUUUUGCAAUAACUUUGGAGAUGUGGAAACAGGAGUAAAGAUAUGUAACUGAGCACAGGUUAUCCUGUCCUUUACUCGUUCACCCCUGAAAACACAUUUGAACUCUUCUGAUUCAAAAGUUGGAAUAGUUCAUUAUGAAAUUUCAGGGGUGAAUGAGUUAAAUGUGACUAGACAUAAAAUGAUGUACAUGUAUUAGUUUAUGAAACUCUCAAGACUUUUAAAUAUUAAGUGAUACAUGAAAUUUUCAAGAUUUCAUAUUCACCUAUCCUUGAACUAUGCAUAAUAUCUGAAUGCAACUGAUGAGAAAUGAAAUAGAUACUAAGGUAGUUAUAUAGUAAUUUAGCUGUAUGUUUAUGUAGCUGUGUGUAGUCAGUAUGUAAGCUAGGAACCUACAUAGGUUUAGUCUGUACACAUUCAAGUCAGAAUUAUUCGCAUCAUUCUGUGAUUUUCGUAAACAGGAUUGAUUAUAAUGUUUGAAAUUUGAUUUUAACAGUAAGGAAACAUAUUAAACUAGCUAAACAUGAUUGAUAUGAUGGUGUUGAAUUUUGCACCUUCUUUGCCAAACAUUUUUAUGAGUUGAAAGUUAAUUUCAGCCUCUAUAAUAAUUUUUUUGUCACAAUAGAUAAACCCCAAUAUAUAGAUAAACCCCAAUAUCUCCAAUACUUUAAGUCCGCCUCAAGUCGAGUUUGAACUUACAUCUCCAUUUAAAUCAUGUAAAAAAAUAAAUUUGGGAAUAGCCCCAUGUGAAUUUCAGAAUGUUGGCGUAAUUGCAGCUCAAUUCUUAGGGAAGAGAUAUGGAAGUGAAGACCAAACAAGAUAAUCAUGACUUAAAUGUUGGCCUAAAACUAUAUUAUGGUAAUUGUAACAUGUCCCGACAAAAAUGCAUGGUUCUUGAAACAUGCCUUAGAUCUCUUUAAUAUACAGAUUCUUGUUCAUACGGGUCAGAUUUUGUAUCUUUCUAAUAACUUAUUACUAACAUAAACCCUUAUCUAACACUUGGAAGCUUGUGGCAUCACCAGUACCUCAUACAGGUUACACAACAUUCUCCUCCUGUAGUCACGGUUUUCCAGUCAUAAACAAAUAGGCUCAUUGUUCAGCCCACCCUAUUUAAAAACAAUACACACCAGUGACUUAUAUGAUACAAGCAUGUCUUGUUCAUUAAAUUUAGGGAAAACAUUUUGUAUUAGUUUUACCAUUUUAUCAACUGCUAAAAGAUUAAAACAUAAAACCACUCUGAAAAGCAUCGGUCAUGCAGAACUUGUGUGUUGGUACAAUUGCAGUGGUUGUUCCAUUGUGGGUAAUUGUUCCAAAAGUAGCUGAUGCAUUAUGGGUAUGCAUCUCAAAAGUAGCAGAUUCAUUGUGGGUAUGUGUUCUGAAAAUAGUCAAUGCAUUCUUAAUGCUUGUCCCAAAUAGAGCUGAUGAAUUGUGAAUAUGUGCCCAGAAAAUAGCAUAUGCAUUGUGGGUAUGUGUCUCAUAAUUAGUUGAUGCAUUGAGAGUAUGCAUAUAGAAAAAGAAAUGUUACAUUAUGGGGUUGUAUUGCAUUGGUUAAAUACAAAAAGAUUAUUGAAACUUGCAUAUCAGUGUUUACAAGCACAUGUCGCAAACAUACAAUAUUUUGCAGUUGUAUAGGGCUAUUUUUUAUUAGAGUGUAUAUGGUUAUUUAACAUAAUUAGAUAAAUUGAUUUGUAAUAUUGCACUAGUCAUAUUUUUUUAACAAAGUACUGUAUACCCAUAAAAUGUUAAUUUUAUAGAAAUAUUUAAUCAUCCAUCACAAUUAUUGUUGACACGAAGGUAAAUCUGCUGGAUCACCUUAUUAUGAUGUAGACUACAAUGAUCUUUAAAGACAUCAGUGAAUUGAGCUGUAAACAUAGAUUUUAAAAGGGAGUUUGAGGCUAAAACAAAUUAAGGGAGUUUGAGGCUAAAACAAAUUCUAAAUUUCUAGUUCUCUUUACAUAGAGACCACUUGGGAAGGGAGUCUUCAUCCAUUGCUUAAAUUCUUAACAUUUCUUUUGAUAUGAUUUAUAUUUUUGUUGAAGCCAGAACACUAAACAUAAGACAUGGGAAGUUUUAGUGCGAUAUCCUGAAUUAGUUUGAUUGUGAAUGUUUUUUCUCUCCCUACGUCACAUGUGUUUGACUGUGCCUUACCCUCAGUGUAACAGCUGCUCGGUCAGGAUUUGUCUUUUCCUUCUAUUGUAAACCUUUGUUAUACUAGAAGCGGUAAAGUACAUUUUCUCAUGAUUGUCAGUCAUAUACUUUUUUUUUUUCAAGUAGGCUUUUUUUGCUUAAAUGAGUUUUAUUAAAUGUUAUGAAAUACAAUUCUGUUUUGCUGGAGGAUUAAAAAUUAUUUAAGAUAGAAAAUGAUCAUUCAGAUAAACAAACUAUUAAAACAAUAUUGUCUUCAUUUCAUUUUGGUUGUGUUCAGCAUAAUAUACAAUGCAUGUUCAAAUCUAAAAUGUUUAGUUCUGUUAUUGUGGUUAUCCUUGAGUUUGAUUCAAAUCGCAGAAAGUUUUUUUAUCUAAACAUACAUAAAACUCACUAUUGUACAACUUGAAAAUCUUCAAAGUGUGAUGUAUAUGUUCAAAGAUGCAUAUAUUUGAAUUUAAAGUUAGUGACACAUUCUUACUACAAAAAAGUGCUUGAUUUUAUAAUAUAUAAUUAGUAUUACCGUAAUAGUCUAAUAUACAGGUAUAAACAAGACACAUCAGCAUGGAAGAGUUGUCUUUCCCUGGUUCAGAUGCAAAUGCCAGGUUUUUAUUACCUGAUGCUAUAGGUACACUGGUUAGUGAAGAGUUAUCUUUCCUUGUGACUAAAUUUAACACAGGUUUGCCAUCAAUAUUGGUCAUCUUUUUUUCAUAAUUUAGAAAUAUUUAAAGUGUCCAUAUGUAUACACCGAGCACCUUCCUUGCAGGCCCUGGGUCUGUUAUUGAUGUAACAUUAAUAUGUACUGCAUUUCAUUGUUAAUUAAGCUGCAUACUUCAAGGAUACUAUGGUUUGUUGUGUAUACCGGUACUAGGAACCGUUUAACCAAUGUUAAUGUACAGUACUUAACAUGUAUAUAUCAUUUUUAAACAAUUUUUAAUGUGAAGCAUUUGUACAUUGUAAUUUAUGUGUUUAUUAUAAACAUGAACUUUUAAGUAUCAACUCCUGAAAGAAAACCUUUUUUUCAGUUCAAUUUUAAUAAAGACUGGCUCUUCAGUUUUAUUGCUUCUAUUACUUUGCAUAUUUAUUGUUUUCUAUCUAUGUAUAAGAAAUUUUUAUCAUAAUGAACUCCCCUUGAUGCGGUUACCGUAUGAAGGUGACUUGUUCAUGCGGAAUAUGUUGUGAGGUGUUCAAACCUUAUGCAAGUGUGUAUCCAAUGUUCCUUUGUGUGUCCUCAUGUCCUCAUCAAAUCCUCGGUGAACAUUUGUUAACUACCCGUUUACAUUAUUUUAGUGUGCAAGUGUUUGUGUGCAAUGAAGGCUAUUUACAGUCACAGAAAGAACGAAAUCAGAUAAGUCAACAAUGUGAAGUCUUGCUUUUGACAAAAUAUACAGAACAAAAAAAAAUCGAAUUGUCUAAAUUCUGCCUCUGAAUUUAAGCUGAAAUAAUUUUGAGGAUAUUUUGAUUUAAGAUGUUUGAUUAAUCCUUUCAUCACUGUAGACCAUAAUGAACUCAUCCAGAUCAAAGCAUAGUAGAGUCUACUAAGUUACAAAGGGGUGAAAGAUUGAAAAACAGAACAGGAAAGUUAUUAUUGGUGGUGUAAAGGCAAAGCUUAUUUCGCAAUUGAAAAAUGUGUACAGACUUAUUUAGAGUUGUAUGCUUAUUUUAGACUUUAUUAUUGCAUUUAUAUGUGCCAUUGAAUAUAAAAACAAAGAGAAUGCAAUAGCUCUCUUUCCUUGUUUUACAUGGAUACUUCAUAAAUCAGUCCUAAAGAUUUCAAUAAAACAAUACUUUAUUGAAAAAUCAUUGUUCUAGUUUAUAUAAUAAAAUCUAUGGGCUUCAAUUGAAAUCCAUAUAUGGUACAUAAUACAGCUAGAGAUCGCUUAACUUUGAUAUGAUAGGGUGCAAAAACGGAUUAGUCUAGUUAUCAGAAAAAGAGGAUUCUAUUGUAUGAAAAAUAUCUAAUUUAAGCAGUAAUUUUUGUAAGGAAAUUGAUAUGGAUGUUAUUUAUGUUAAAAAGGGUCAUUUCAAAUUAAGAUAAUGGGAAUUGAUCCUAAUGAUAACUGAGUUUGAAUUCUUUCAAUACAGCUUUAAGAUUUGACGGGUGGGUAUCUAUAUUUAAAUAAAAUGGUCAUCAGACUUAAUUGUAUACAUGUGCAGUCGAAUUCAUGCAAAAUUAAUCUAGCAACUUUGUAAAUGUAAGUGAUUGGAGCUAUAGACCAAACAAACGAAAAUAGAAAAAAGUAUUAUUAUAAUAUAUACACACUAUACAGUAUACAGAGAGGAAAUAUUUGCCCUUACUAUACAGAUUGACGGAGUUACUUCCCUUACUAAACAGAUUUUACGAAGUUACUUCCCCUUAACAUUGGUGCUGACAUGUAAUAUAGGUUAUUUAACCGUUUGUAUUUUCUCGUAUAACUUCUGUAUAUGUUAUAGUAUUUAACACUAUUGUCACAUGUGUAUCUCCUGAAUAUAAAUAAGAUAACCCCCAUCGUCCACUGGGAUGUCAUAGCCACACAUGUGGCUUAUGUAUGUGUGGUUCUGUCUGUUGGUGGGAGUGUACGAUAGAGGAGACAUCUUUUUAGCGGAUGCCUGCUGUAACAAAUGGCAUUCCUCUCAGAACCCCCCCCCCCAACAAAGAUGGCUUCUGUCAAUGUCUAUACCAUACCCUUUGGAUCAGUAUUUCUGUUUCACUUGCACUAUACUGUUCAGGAAGUGUCAGUUUAUAAUGUCAAAAUUUGUUACAUUUGCUCAAUACAUCAGUGUGGGCCUACAUUAAUCACCAUCACUAUAGAAUAUGUACAAAGAUUGUAUCUUAAAUCGCUUAAGUACAAUGUAUCAAGACCCUUCAGAGUUGUGUAUUGUUCCGCCUAAUGCAUAUACUUAUACCAGGAAAUUUACAGUGAAACUCUUAAGCAGCAAUCUUGAUAAUCGGGAAAAAUUUCAUUCCACACUUAUAUUUAGAAACUAGAUUACAGUGUAAGUAAAACGAUUUCUUUCUUUCUUUUUUAUUUUAUACUGAUCAAGACUUAGGCUCCAAUUAAAUGUAUUACAGCUAUAAGUGUACAUAUCACAUAGUGUACAGAUUUGAUGUGUACAUGUGUAUUAAAAAGUGUGGACUAUCGAGGUUGUUUAUUAUAUUCCCGUCAUCUACCAACAACAUGUUCCAUCAGUCUGUGUUAUGUACAUAUUCAUUUCCCUGUAGUUAUUGUACAUGUGAAGAUACAGUGAAUGAAAAUAUCCAGACUAACGAGGUUCCCCUGAACAUGCCUGUCAUCAUUCUACAAGAUUCACCUAUUUGUCUGGUGUACAUAUUCUGUGUAAUAAUUGUACAGUGAAUAUCUCCUCUAAAAAGUCCAUUUAGAACUAGUACAAACACCCUCUUAGUGUAAAUUAACUAAUUUUGUACACCUCUAGACUUAUCAUGUAUAAUACAGUAUGUACAGAUUUUGUACACCUCUGCUUCCAUUGUACACUUAUGUACUUGCAUUGUUCUUAUCAUAUGUAUUCAUGCCAUAUCAGAAACAAAGGUGUAGAAAUAAAGAAAAUCCAUCAAAUAUACA